Molecule: messenger RNA, 2138 nt
Organism: Trifolium pratense (red clover)
Lineage: Eukaryota; Viridiplantae; Streptophyta; Magnoliopsida; Fabales; Fabaceae
Exons: 1
Coding region: 18-2138 (706 amino acids)
Biological process (GO): meristem development; meristem maintenance
Source: RefSeq, a predicted model, not a curated record
CUUUUUGAAGAAUUUCCAUGAUGAAUGAACCAAUCAUGGAGGUGAGGGAUGAUUUCAUGCUUUCACCUGCUGGUGACAGUAAACCAACUUUCAGAACUGCCCAUUUUCUAAAACCUAUUGCAAACUCCAUUCAAGAACCAUCUUUCAACUGUAACCCAUUUUCAUCAUCUUCUGUUUUUGACCCAAAUCAAUGGCCUUUGAAAUUUCAUUUCAAUGGGUGGCGACACCCACACACCAAAUGGCUUAGGUGGGUUGAUCAACUUCAACUGAGAUAUGAAACAAUAUGGAAGAAAGUUGGCAUCUUUGAAGCUAUAAUGAGCACAAAGUGUCGCAUAAAGAAAAAUCAUGACUUGCUAUAUGGGAUUGUUGAGAAAUGGUGUUCUGAGACAAAUACCUUUGUCUUUCCAUUUGGUGAGGCAACAAUCACUUUGGAGGAUGUCAUGGUUUUAGGGGGUUACCCUGUUCUUGGUGAUCCUGUUUUCAUUUCACUUGAAGACCAAGACAUGAGAGAGGUGGAGAAGAAAUUGAUACUUGCAAGGCAGCAACUUACAAAUAGGAAAGAAGGAGGCAUGGCUAGAAAACCAUUAUGGAUGGAUAUUUUCAUAGGUAAAGGUAGUGAAAUUGAACAUGAAGCAUUCCUUGCUACUUGGUUGUCAGCUUUUGUUUUUCCUCAUAAAGUUUUGGUGAAAAGUUGUUUAUUUCCAAUUGCUAUUCAUCUUGCUAGAGGGAAUCCAAUUGCUUUGGCACCAGCUGUUUUAGCUAGCAUAUAUAGGGAUUUAACUUUGUUUAAGAAAACAAUUGUUGAUUUGUCAAAAUUUCCUGUUAGUGGUGAUAGGUUUCCUUUAGAAAUUACCCUUCCAUCACCCUUUUAUUUGGUUCAAAUUUGGGUGUGGGAGAGGUUCAAAAAUUUACAACCACAGCCCAUGUUGAUCAACCAUGGAGACCCUUUAUUAUUUAGGUGGGAUAAGGUCAAGGCCUUGAAAAUUGACAAUGUUAAGUUGACAUUAGAUUCAGCUAGCGAUGAUUUUCUUUGGCGUCCAUAUGUUAGAUUUGCUGAUAAGUGUGGAAUGUUUUAUCCAAAUGACGAAAUUUUGGUACCAUUUAAGAAGGAUUUGGAUGAUCAGAUGGUCUCAUUUGUUAUAUGCUUAAGAGUUUCAGAGUUUGUUGGAUUUGACUCUAUAGAGAAAUAUCUUCCACAUAGAGUUGCAAUGCAAUUUGGAAUUGACCAAGAUGUUCCAAGUUGUGUGCCUAGGUUCAAUGAUACUAAAGAGAUUGCUUGGAAAAACUACUGCAGACCCAUAUUUGAUAAACAUUUGUAUUUUCCAUCGAGAUUUUUUGAGGCUGAUGUUACCUCCCGUUAUUCAAGGUGGUGGAAGCAAUUGGUAUCGGGUCCCAACGAUUUUGUUAAGAAAAUUGUGCAGCAGAAGAGAAGUGCAAGUUCAAGGAAACGUAGAGCUCAUGUAGGAAAAGCAAACAGAAGUGGUAAUGAAGUUGGUGUUCCACCUGGAUUUCCUCCCAAUCUUGCCGACUCUCUUACUUUUGCAAAAUUUUGUGAUGAUGGUUCAAAACCUAAAACUAGGAAGGUUGAUGAAUUUUAUGCUGAUGUUCAUCAUGAAAAUUCUGUUCAUAACUGUUUGAGCCAGUGUUGUUCAGGCUCUUCAGAAUAUCAUGGAAACAUAUUACCACUGAAAAGGCCAAUUUCAGCAGAUAAUAUUGAACCUUCAAUUGAGAGUUUGGAGGAAGUUUUUGAAGGUGCAAAUGGCAGAAAAGAAGCAAUGAUGUCUAGUGACAGAAUCUGUUUAUCUGAGACUCAAGGUGAAAGCAAAAGCUUUUCUAUGAGAAAAAAAGUUUCUUUGUCCAACAAAGUAACUGCUGGGCAGCAUGAUCUUCAGUUUCACUCUGAUAUGAUUGCUCAAGCAAAAGGUAAAGAAACAGUUGAAGAAAAAGAAAGUGAUCAUGAAGUUGUGGUUUUGUUAAAAGAGCAAUACUUGAAAAAUCAAGAGGAACUCGCUCGUCUGGCAAAACAACAAGAAGAGAUGUUACGAUUAAUGGAUUUGAGGGAGAAGCGGGAUGAAGAGUUGAGGCAACUCCUCACUAGUGUUCUAAGGAAUCAACAACCACCACCAUCAUCUUCUUAA